This is a messenger RNA of Actinia tenebrosa (Australian red waratah sea anemone), 1062 nucleotides long. RefSeq names its product EGF-like repeat and discoidin I-like domain-containing protein 3. The record is from RefSeq and is a predicted model, not a curated record. NCBI's taxonomy places the organism in Eukaryota, Metazoa, Cnidaria, Anthozoa, Actiniaria, Actiniidae.
AUGAAUCUACUCCACAAAACGUUGAAAAGUGUCUUGACAAUCCUAUUGACAGUUGUUUCUGUAAAGGGUGAAGAUGGCUGUAAGGUACUAGACUUUCUUGACUGUCAGAAAAACAAAACCCUCACUGGUCACGUGAUCAAGUCCUUCAGAAUCUUAGCACCCGGAUUAGAGGAUUGUCAGCACAAAUGUUAUAUAGAAGACAACUGUGUGUCGUACAACUUGGGUCCAGUGAAAGGGGUGGUAAGAUCAUGUGACCUGAAUGACGCUGAUCAUUGGAUGUGUCCGCAUCACGUGGUACAAAAAGAGGGUUUUGAGUACUGUCCUAUCAAGAACCGUUGCUCGUCCAGUCCUUGUCCCUCCAACAAGUUAUGUCUGCCUGACUUUUCAUGGGACACCUUUAGCUGUGUUGAUGGUGUUUGGACACAGUGGACGUCAUGGACAGCAUGUCAUGAUCUCCCAGAUUGUCCCAGGAUACGUACACGAAACUGUACCAACCCUGCAGCACCUCAGAAUAUCGGUACCAACUGCACUGGGAAUGAUAUGGAGACCAAAGAAUGUCAAAUACCAGUAGUUAAUACAACGGGAUGUGAAAACCCGCUUGGUAUGGAAGAUCGAACCAUCCUUGACUCCCAGAUCACUGCCUCUUCAACGUACUAUAAUAAUCAUCCGUUUUUUGCACCAUCGGCAGCCCGACUGAAUAAUCAGCAUGUUGAUAGCGUUACCAUUGGUGCAUGGACUGCAGGUGGGUCUCAAAGGGGCGAGUACAUACAGGUUGACCUUGGUAGAGUCAAGAUGGUUACUAAGAUUGCCACACAAGGAAGACCCAGACAUUCCCAUGAAUGGGUGACCGAGUACAGUGUGUCUUACAGCAACAACACAAUGGACUGGAAAAACUACUAUGGAGACUGUGUUAAGAAAUUUCCAGGAAACUUGGAUAUGAACACGGUAGUAACCAACAAGAUCGACAUACCUAUCAUUGCUCGACAUAUUCGUGUCAUUGUACUGGAUUACCGUACGCGUGCUACAAUGAGAAUGGAACUGUAUGGCUGUACCCCACCAUGA